Messenger RNA from Penicillium mononematosum, 1167 nucleotides. RefSeq names its product ankyrin repeat domain-containing protein. Gene Ontology annotation, molecular function: protein binding. Lineage: Eukaryota; Fungi; Ascomycota; Eurotiomycetes; Eurotiales; Aspergillaceae. The coding region runs from base 1 to 1167 and encodes 388 amino acids. The record is from RefSeq and is a predicted model, not a curated record. The transcript has a single exon.
AUGGCAAAACUGCUUUUGAGACAUGGAGCUGAUCCGAAUGCGGAAUUCACCGACUGCACUCCCUUGGACGUGGCCGUAGGGCGGGGGAAUGGGGCUAUGACUCUGUUACUCCUUGAAAACGGAGCGAAGAUAAGAGAUAAGAUCACUCUGUCUCGCGCUAUAGAACAUGGAGGCACAAUGGCCUGGGUGGAGGCUGGUCGUUGCGGCGAGGAUUACCCCUUCACCGAACCCGAAGUAGCACCCAACUACGAUUUCCGUGCUGUGGUGCUGGUGCUGCAUUUGUAUGGUGCCGAUUUGAAUCAAAAAUCCCUUCUUCAUGACGCGGUGGAGCAUUACGGGUCUCUUGAUGACGGUGUCAUAGAGCUCCUCCUAUAUCUUGGCGCCGACGUGCACGCGAAGGAUGAGAGGGGUGGGUCAGCCAUAUCUCGUGCUUUCGAGGGCGCAUACUGCGACGCCAGACGAUCUAAAGCUUUUGCACAAUUGCUUAUAGCUUACGGAGCUGAAGUUAAACCUGAAGAUCUCAGAGAUCCGGUUGAAAGCGCUAUAUAUCGCGGAGACAUUGAGGAUCUUGAGUUAGUCCUCGAAUACGGAGGCGACGUGAACUCCACAUGUUGUGAAGGGCCUUUCCUGCAUCUCGUAAUCACACGCGACUUUUUUGAUGAUGAUACGACACAAGAAGGAUUACUUAAAUUGCUCCUAAACUGGGGAGCCGACGUGCUCGCGAGGGACCGAGAUUCGAGAACGCCAUUGGAGCAUGCAAUGUUGUUCCCAUGGAAGAUAAACCUAGCGAAGCCGCUCCUCGAUGCGGGCGCCAAAGUCCAAUGCCAUGGCAAAGAAGGGGCUCAGCUCCUGACUUAUCUCAUAAAGGAUGGGCUAACCAGUUACUUUGAGGAGGACCCAAGCACCGACUCGCUUCGGUACGAGUUUCAGGUCCGACGCACCGACUCAUUUCGGUACAAGCUUCAGGACUACUUGGAGGAUAUGAAUGACGGUAGAUUGAGAGAUCCAUAUGACUUCAGUAAGAUGGAUGCUAUGAUCGGGUUGCUUCUUGAAUACGGUGUCUGUCCAGACUACGCGGAUGACUCUGGCCAGUGCCCUCUUGACCUACCUGGUGCUACACUUUUUUCUGCUCUACAGCCAUGGCUCUCUAAAAGGGGAAAAACAUGA